This is a messenger RNA of Lodderomyces jiufengensis, 231 nucleotides long. It is a transcript of the gene CRD2, whose product is annotated as Crd2p. Bases 1 to 231 code for a protein of 76 amino acids. The transcript has a single exon. Lineage: Eukaryota; Fungi; Ascomycota; Pichiomycetes; Serinales; Debaryomycetaceae. The record is from RefSeq and is a predicted model, not a curated record.
AUGGUCUGUGCCGCUAGUGAAUGUAUAUGUGCUCAAAAAUCAACUUGUUCAUGUGGACAAAAACCUGCUUUACAAUGUGUUUGUGAUAGAAAAGAUAUUGAAAAUAAAAUACCUGAACUGACAGAAGCUUGUUCUUGUGGUAAAAGAUUAAAAGGCUCAUGUACUUGUGGUAUGAAUUCUGUUUGUGAUGGGCAUAGAGAAGGUGAAGUUGAUUUCACUGAUUUAAAAUAA